AAGUGUCAGUUAAGGCUUGGAAAUUUCGGUUGUGGUUACCAGUUAAAGCUUAUGUUAACAAAUUUCUGAGCUCUUAAGGCUCAUUCAAAAUUUUAUAAGUAUCUUGUGUAGUUUAUUUCAGUCAUUUAAUAUGAUCUUUAAAUUUGUUGUUUUAUACAAUUAAGGAUAAAAUGGAUUUAAACCUGAACAUUUUUCUCCUGUUAGUAUUUUCGCAAUAUUUGAUCACAACGGGCGAAUGUGAAACUCCGAUUAGAAAAAUUGAGGACAUUUUCGGACGGCUGGGACCAACAUCUUUGUUGACAACAUUUACAAAGUAUGCAAAUUUUUCUGAAUAUACCGAGCAGACUUGUGGAGGACAAUUUCUGGUGUAUACGAACAGCCUUAGAAGAGGAGAAAUGUGGGCUCUUAAAAUGAUAGAUUCAUCUUCAAAGAUCCCGUCUGGUAUUUUGACAGGAAAUAUUAUCGAUCUGGGAAUGUUUGACGAAUGCAUGUCAGUUCAGGCAAAGAAAGAGAAGAUAAAAAUUCGUGGUCGACACUGCAUGUAUUCAAUAACUUUCGCUAAUCACAAUACUUCAAGUCUCAUUCAACCAACUUUUUCAAUAUGCGUUCCGUCAGCAUGUAAUGCUUAUGAUGUGGAAACAUUUAUCAAUAAAACUAUCCAUAAUAUUGAAUGGGUAAAAGAUUUGGGAAUCACUGAUAUAACUGCAAGUUGCUCAACUGUUGGUCCUCAAAGAUGGUCAAACGGAACCAUCAUAUCAGUGAUAAUAGUAUCUAUCUUUGUGAUUUUCCUAAUAAUUUGCACGUUUCUGGAUAUCCUUUAUAGAAGUAAUCCUCUUGAAUCUGCAGUUGCGAAUAACUUGGCAGAGUUUUCAUUGUGCAAAAGUGCAAAUAAAAUUUUUAAUAUGAAUGCCAAUCCCAAUUCAUUGACUGCAUUAAUUGGCAUUCGAUCUUUGAGUAUGUGUUGGAUUGUUCUUGGUCAUCAGUAUGUCAUGAGGGCUUUGUACGUUAAUGUUAACCUAAAUGAUAUUGAAGAUUGGAUGAAAUCCUGGAAGACUUUGUACAUAUAUAUGUCCGUUUUCGCCGUGGAUACGUUCUUUAUGCUAAGCGGACUCUUAGUGGCUUAUUUGUUCCUAAAAGAAAUGUCCACAGGAAAGAAGUUUAAUAUUUUUGCCUUUUAUUUUCACCGCUACAUAAGAUUAACACUGCCAGUGGUGGCACUCCUUGUCUUCUCGAUUUUUAUCAUCCCUCUAGUCGGAUCAGGUCCAAGGUGGGAGAAACUAAUAAAUAUAUUUUUCACUGAAAAUUGCAAAGAAAAAUGGUGGUCGUUUUUUCUGUACAUAAAUAAUUACGUGAAACCAGAUAAUGUUUGUAUGGGUCAUUUAUGGUAUCUGGCUGUUGACAUGCAAUUUUUCUUGAUAUCGCCACUUAUAUUAUACCCUCUUGUCAAGAAACCAAAAGUGGGAUUCGCAAUUUGGAGCGUAUUGUUUUUCUGGCAAAUCGCAUCACCUGCUGUAAUUAUAGCAGUAAACAAGUAUACGACCGCGCUGGAUGCGGGGCAGACCCUCGAGGAGACGUUAGACAUCUUUAGAAACCUUUACGCAGUAGCUUACGCAAGAGGUGGCAGUUGGCUUAUUGGUGUCCUCUUUGGAUAUAUCAUAGCUACAAAAGGAUCAGAUUUUAACAAGAUAACUAUUUAUAUUGGAUGGAUUUGUAGUCUCGUUUCGUUCACGUUUUGCACAUUGGGAAUGAAGUCUUUUCAGGGCAAGGAUUAUGUUUACAAAGCUGUUUGGGAAUCAGUUUAUGGAUCGCUCUCACGACCACUCUGGGCCGCAAGUGUAGCUUGGAUUGUUUUAGUUUGCGUUCACGGUUAUGGUGGUCCAAUAAACACGUUUCUGUCGCUUCCAAUCUUCAUUCCGUUUGGUAAACUUUCCUAUUGCAUGUACUUGGUCCACGUAGUACUUCAGGGAAUGCUAACAUUUGCAUCAAGGACACCGCAUUACUUCACAGACUUCAAUACGUUCAAGCUCUUCUUGACUAGUUUUGUCCUUUCCGCUGUGAUAGCCUUCUUCUGCAGUUUACUAUUUGAGUCGCCCAUUUUAACGUUAGAAAAAAUGAUUUUUCGAAGACAAAAAGUAGACAAGAGGAAAUCAACGGAACUACUUGAAGAUAUAGAAGAAGAAAAAUAAGUUUGAAUAGUUGAACUAGUUGUUAGUGUUAAAAGUUUAGUUAUUCUUUUCUUUUUUAUCGAAUCCUUUGAAAUAGAAAUGAAUUUGAAA
This is a messenger RNA of Belonocnema kinseyi, 2276 nucleotides long. RefSeq names its product O-acyltransferase like protein-like. The record is from RefSeq and is a predicted model, not a curated record. Lineage: Eukaryota; Metazoa; Arthropoda; Insecta; Hymenoptera; Cynipidae. Gene Ontology annotation, molecular function: acyltransferase activity, transferring groups other than amino-acyl groups. The coding region runs from base 171 to 2186 and encodes 671 amino acids. The transcript has 10 exons.